Molecule: messenger RNA, 2775 nt
Organism: Sclerotinia sclerotiorum 1980 UF-70
Lineage: Eukaryota; Fungi; Ascomycota; Leotiomycetes; Helotiales; Sclerotiniaceae
Exons: 7
Coding region: 1-2775 (924 amino acids)
Source: RefSeq, a predicted model, not a curated record
AUGUCUGUCAACGUACCUACCCAAGCGGAGAAAAAGGAAGCUGAUAUCGCGCGUAAAUUGCAAUUUUACGGAAUCUACAAAGCAUUUCAAGCAGGAAAGGUUCCGGAUAAUGACCAAAUCGAUGUUGCUCUCAACAGCUUCCUUAAUUUGGAUAUUCUAGCGUCACCAUCCAGAAAUCUUUCCGAUGAAGGUAAAAGCUUAAUACAAGAAUUUCGUUCCGUUGUCGAACAGGCGAAAUACCUUCUUCUUACCAAAAAUGAAGGCGAACUCCUUCAGGAUUUCAUUUGGCAAUGUCAACAGAUUGAUAGUGGAGCGGCAAGAGCUCCAGGAGCUCCAGUCGACCAAACAACUGCUCAGCAACAUGGCAGAGAUGUAAAGGAGGGCCUCAGAACUCUUGGUCAACUCAUCCUAACCAACGGACAAUUCAGGAAGCUCUUGAAUGAUGCUGUCGUUCUCCUACGAGAUAUUGCUGGUGAUGCUGCCACUAAUUUCGCUGGCAAAGUGAACCCUCCUGAAGAUCAAUUGAACCAAAUCGAUCAUCCCGCUGAGGAUAAUGUCUGGCAUGAUAGCCCAAACAUGUCAUCUGGUAAUAUCAAGAACCAGAUGAGGCAGGCAUUCAAGAAGAAUCAACCUGUCGGUAGAGACGAUGUUAGAGAUGCUAUUGGUACCGCUAGUCAAACUGCUCACCCAAGCGGCUCUCGUGAUCCAGCAGAUACUGCUCAAUUGGCUGGUCGUGAUCAACAAGACAACACUGCUUCUAGAAUUGAUGGUCAAGCCGGAGCCCAAGUUGGUGCUGAUACCUUGAAGCAACGUGCCUCCGAGAACGUCCCUGAGGAAACAAAGCAACGUGGUCGCGAGACAAGAGAUAGAACUAAGAAUUACCUCCAACAAAAGAUGCCGGAGGAGCGCCGUGGGCAACUUAUCUACAGACUUAAGAAGAUGGUUGUGGAGAUCCAAGGUCACCCAGACUAUAUGCAAUCUAUCGAUACUCUUCUCGACCUGGCCCAGGAAUAUGGAAGACAUGCACACAAUGUUGGCCAACAUGGUUCUGGAGCAGUCAAGGGCGCACGUGGCGACACCGCUCUGAGGACUGCCGAGAGAGAUUUGAAAACACUCAUCGAGCGGUUUGCAAAUUACACGUCAAUUGACGAUUUUAUCGACUCUAUCAAUGUUAUCUAUCGAGACGCUGAGAAAGAUGAAGAAUUGAGGAAUUGGUUCAGGCAAAUGAACGCCUUCAUUCGCAGAUGUCUCCAGGAGCAAGGUUAUAUCAUGGAAGACGACUCCACUGAGCGUUGGAAUGAGCUUUACGAUACGGGGAACGACCUUCUCAGAAAGCGCUAUAAAUCUCAUACUGACCGCAUCGUUGAUGAACUCAAGUUCUUAGCCAAGGAAUUCGAUAAUGAUGCACAGAACAAGCAAUUUGCGGAGACGUGCCAAAAGUUUUUCAAUCACCUAGGCAACGAUGAGAACGGCAGGCCAAAAUUCAAGAAGCAUUUGCUUCACGAUUUGUCCAAUGUCAUCAUUCCUACAAUUAUUGAAGAUAUUCGAUAUAUGCCUAUCCCUAGACUCGAAUUCAGAGAUCCUAAGUUGGAGUUUGCUGUUGAGAAUCUGGUGAUUGAGAGCAGCAACCUUUUGCCGAACCUUCUUGAAAUUCAUCAAGAAAGCACCAUUCGCUUUGGUCGCAGAGGCCUCGAAGCUGGAAACAAAGGAUCGUUUCUGGUUGCAGUUGAAGGCAUCCAGAUGGAUUUGAGGGAUGUUGCUUAUUACAUGAAAAGAAGGGGUAGUUCAUUACUGGCUCACGACGAAGGCAUCCUCGAUAUUCUCCUCGGUGACUCUGGACUCAGUUUCAGGAUGAAGUUGUCUGUACUUUCGUCCGAAGCUAAAGAUCGACAAAGCUUUUUGAAGGUUGAUAGUGUGAAGGUUGACAUUAGGAAGUUGAAACUUAAGAUUAAAUCAUCGAAGCAUAAGGCUUUGAUCGCUGCGGGAAAGCCUUUCUUGAUCAAACCUCUUACGAAGGCCCUCGCAAAGUCUAUCGAGGCAGCCAUCAAGCAGAAGGUUGAAGAAGUUGAUGCGUUUGCAUAUAAAAUCAAGCUUGAAGCCGACCGAGCUAAAAAGGAGGCCGCCAACAACCCAGAAAAUGUUCCUAACAUUUAUCGCAACUACGUUUCCGCUUUCCAACGAGAGCUCACCAAGGGUAAAGAAAAGGCUCAAAAGGCCCAACAGUCUGUGCAAAACAAAGAGUUCAAGAUGGUUACGACAACGGAUGAAUCAAUGUUCCCCAAUGUUAAGUUACCCGGCGGGAUCUCAUCCAAGGCAACCGAAUAUAAGAAUUCUGCUAGACAAGGGGACCGAUGGAAAUCACAAGUCUUCGGCAUUGGAAUCGCCCAAAGAUCUACCAACAUUCCAUCCCCAGAGGAGAUCAGGAGGAAGCCACACUCGGUUGCUCAAGGUGGUGCUAGAGAUCCACAAAAUGCCGGCAACACCAACCCCUCAACUGGUCCGUCAGGCUAUAAUCAAGGUGCUCAGCAGGGCUAUUCUCAACAAGGUGCGGUUCCUCAACAAGGCUCGGUUCCUCAACAAGGCUAUGGUCAGCAAGGCUUCAAUCAACAAGUUGACGUGGCUUUCAAUAACGCUGGUGCACAACCUGGUGUUCUACAAGGCAACAGUGCCACAAAUGGUGCCAUUAACGGUGGUGCCGUAAACAAAAAGAACACUCCUACUGGAGGAAACACUCUAUUGGGAUCAGACAACCCAGUUUACCAAGGUAGAGUUUAG